AUGGGCGCCAAGGAAAGUGUCGAGGCAGCCGCCAAAAUGAACGCCGAUGGUUGGGGCCAUGUGGAGCGAUCGAGUCGCUACCACAACCAUCGGCACAACCAGCGCUCACAGUCGCUGAAUCGCGGACAGGCGCUCUCGCAGGCGGACGUGAGCGGCAUGUGGUGACAUCGGGGUGCCUCU
This is a messenger RNA of Drosophila teissieri, 180 nucleotides long. RefSeq lists its product as uncharacterized. Bases 1 to 165 code for a protein of 54 amino acids. The transcript is spliced from 2 exons. The record is from RefSeq and is a predicted model, not a curated record. NCBI's taxonomy places the organism in Eukaryota, Metazoa, Arthropoda, Insecta, Diptera, Drosophilidae.